CCAGGAUCAGACGAUGAUAAACAACCCCACGAGCCAAAAGGGUUGUUAAGCGACAAGACACUCCUCACUCACCCACUCACUCACUCACUCACUCAGAGAGAGAGGCGCAUUCCCCAAUCGACUCACCCACCCAUCCCAUUAUCACUUCCCACCACCCGCCACCCAACUACCUCGGACCUCCCCCUCCUUCCUCUUACAUACAUACAUCUUAUCCCAUCCCAUCCUCACCUAUCCGACCUUCCUUCCUUUUCAAACCUCAAAUACUCGCCAACUCGCCAACUCAUCACACACACCGCGCCAAUCCCCCCCGCCAAUCGAGACCUACCUGCCUCCGAGAAACCGCAUGAGCAGGAGACACCAAAGAGAAAAGCAAAAAAAAGCAAAAUAAAAAACUGCGGCCCUCCGUCGAGAUUCGUUGGCCAUCAGGCGCAAAGGCGACAGGCGACAAACUUCCCAUCACACCGCAGCCGACGAAUACCACUGAAGUCCUACGAACAAACGAUCAAAGACACACGCCUCCUGCGCAACGUGGACAGCUCGUGAACGACCCCCCAGGGAAAAUAUUCGACAACAACCACACCACAGACCGACGAAACCACCACCCCCCCCCGUCACGCGCACAUAUGGAAGGCUCGGAGUACAUCUACAGUACCACAGUCCACCGUCUUCGAGGAGAAUCAGAAUCAGAUUCAGAUCUAUCAUCACACACCCAUCUCACGAUCAACGCACUCAAUUGCAAAGAACUACACCGCGGCAACAACGACGCCGUCUUCCGAUGCUGAAACCUUUAUUAUUACCGCAGCUGGUGGAGGAGCGCAGGAAGCGCGAGACUCUGGUCGACGAGGAGCUUAACGUCUCACAGAGCUCUGAUAUCCACGAGCCGAGCACUCCCACGGAUUGCCCCUCCUCCUCGCCCACCACGCCGACACUAUCGAAGCGCGGCCAUGUCAGAUAUGGCAGCUCCGUCUCGUCCCUCGACAACUCAAUACACUCGCCACUCACGGAGAUCCCGUCGUCGCCAUCGUUCACGGCGAUGAAGACGAGCAAGCGCUCGUUGCCAGACGUGCAGGAGGAUCCGCUCGAGCGCGACGAGGAUCUCGACAUGUUUGACGACGACCUCCACGAUGUCUAUGACUGGUCUUGCGACGACAACCACCAUCGCCACCUUGAGAGCUCCAUGGGCCGCUCAUCCGUGCAGCUGUCGACCCGGCCAGACUUUGAGUACGACCUCGCCGAUGGCAUCACCAGCGACACCGACCUAGGCCUGAGCAUCACCAAGAAGCGCCGCGCCGGCGACUCCCCCUUCAGCGCGAUCGCCAACCGCUUCGGCACUCGCUUCCCAGGCCUCACGCGCAAAUGGCGCGCCAGCAAGAGCUCAAACCCUCUAUCGCUUUCUGACAUCGACCGCGACCUCCGCGCCUCGCGCACCGCAUCAAGCCGGUCCUCAUCGGUCUCAAACUCGGUCAGCCACAGCCACGGCCUAGCUCUCUCCUUUGGCGACGUCCAGAUGCCUCCCACGCCUGCCAUGAGCGAGUUUGACCGCCACGACUCGCCGUACCGUGACUCCAUCGGGGAUUCUGAGGAGUUUGAGCGGGCUCACCGGGAGGACUCUGAGAGGCCUGCGGGAUUCGUUUCGACGCCUCUACUACCGCCGAUGAUGAUGGGAAGCAACUCCAUCACCGACGCGGACGUCCCCAUUCAGUCCCCGCUCGAAUCACCCUCCGUCGCUGACCCGGCUGAAUACCUCAGCGGCGCCUGCACUCCCGCUACCGGCAUCGCCACGCCCGCGCGCGGUAUGCCUUCUCCCCCUUUGUCCACCAAACCAUCGAUGUCGUCUAUCAGACCCACCCACACCAUCGCCCCCGUGCACCUCACCUCGUCCUCCUCCGACGCCCUCCCCCUCGUCAUCGCAGACAUAGACGACAAAUGGUCCAACACCCUCGGCCACGCCAACUUCACCAUCCACCCUCCCCCCUACCUCCCCCUCACACCCGACCUCGAAGCCUGCCGCCAGCUAAAGCGCGACUGGGACCUCGCCCGCUGCAACUACACCAAGCACCUCGUUCGCACGGGCGAGCACUACGGCGCCACUUCCAAGACCUACCUCCUCACCGAAGAAAAAUGGAAGGAGACCGAUGAUCUGUGGCGCGCUAAUAAUGAUGCGACGAUCGCGGCGACGGCGGCGAGCGGGGAAGACGCGUUUAGGAGUCUUAAGCAUAAUAGGGUGGGCGAGGCGGAUAGUAAUGUGAUGACGAAGAUUCCGAGCUUGAAUGAUCCGAGGUGUGAGGGGAAGUUUCCGCAGUUGGGGGAUGAGGAUAUUGUUGGGCCGAUGGUGCAGGGGGUGGCGAGGAUGCAGAGGAGGAGGAGUAGGAAGGAGGUGUUGAGGAGGUUUUUUGUGGAGAAGUUUCCGGUGGGGUUUGGGAGGGGGUGAGAGGCAUUGCUCGAUGCUGUCUAAUUCUCUAAUUCUCUAAUUACGAGCUGAGAGAGAUGGAGACGAGAAAAGGAAAGGAGAAGGAGAGGAAGAGGAGGAAACACACACGCACGACGCGACCUUACACCUUAACUUUUAAUGAUACCAACGACACGGCCGACAGACAUAUACAACAACAACAACAACAACACUCGCUUUUUUUAUUUUACAACACACUUACGUUCGUUUUCGAUACCCACCACAUUCAUUUUUUACACACAGUCACGACGAUACCCCGCCUCAUACACAUAGGCACCCACACGGCGGUAGCAAAUCAGCGCUACGACGAGCUUCUACAGCAAGACAGACAGCAGUUUUUGGAUUUUUGGCUUUUUUCUUUUGUUUUGGGAAUAUAGAUAGACGGAUCUUUUUGGGAAAAUGUCCUAGGGAUAUGGCGCAGGAUAAGAAGGAAUGGGAACGGAAGGGUUUUAGAUGGGGUUUAGAUGGAUUUUUGUACAUAGACGGAUCGGAAAAGGGAGUUCUGAGGUUGAAGCACGGGGAGGGCUUUUGGCGGCUGGUAUCCCACCCCGCCAAAGGGGUGGGGGAGAGCGCAGUCAGAUUUUUUGGUGUUUGUUGCGCUGUUGGAUGGGGGAGUAGUGGUUUUUAUUGUAUAAUGGCUGGCUCUGGGGGUGGAGGGAG
Molecule: messenger RNA, 3109 nt
Organism: Pseudogymnoascus verrucosus
Lineage: Eukaryota; Fungi; Ascomycota; Leotiomycetes; Thelebolales; Thelebolaceae
Exons: 3
Coding region: 776-2431 (551 amino acids)
Source: RefSeq, a predicted model, not a curated record